Plodia interpunctella (Indianmeal moth) is the source of this 2640-nucleotide messenger RNA. RefSeq names its product Iduronate 2-sulfatase (gene Ids). Lineage: Eukaryota; Metazoa; Arthropoda; Insecta; Lepidoptera; Pyralidae. Gene Ontology annotation, molecular function: iduronate-2-sulfatase activity. Gene Ontology annotation, cellular component: cytoplasm. The record is from RefSeq and is a predicted model, not a curated record. The transcript is spliced from 4 exons. The coding region runs from base 405 to 1922 and encodes 505 amino acids.
CGCGUGUAAAUUAAAAGUAAUAGGUACAUGAAAAUUUUACAUUUUCAACACACAUAUGUAUGAUAAUAUAUUUUUUACAGAAUGAAUGGUGGGAUAGAGCGCCUCUAGACAUACCGUAGCUACGGUAUAGCAAUAUUACGGUAUAGUUCCAUGUCUGUAUAGCUAUACAGACAUGGAACAAACUUAAAGAUGUACUUACCUACCUGAUUGAAACUGGACUGCCAUUUGUUCUAAGAAUGUCAUGGAGGUAUCCAAGUUGUAUUGAAUGCAUUUAUUGUUAUGUAUCGUAGAUUCAUAUCCAGUGUACAUAUAUUUAUCUUAUAAAAUGUACUUAAAUGUGACACCGUAACAUAAUAAUAUAAUUUAAAUUAAAAAGUCCUUUAGUUAUUAACUGUUGAUUAAUUAUGCGUCGUGAUCUAUAUUUAACCAUAUAUCUAAUUUAUAAUUAUAUUGCGGGCCUUGCGACAGCAAAUCCAGAAAUCAAGAAUGUGGUGUUCAUAAUUAUUGACGAUUUCCGCUUUCCACCGGAAACAUCAGUUUCCCUACCAAAUAUUGAAAAAAUGGCGGCAAAUGGUAUUUAUUUUAAAAAUACUUUCGCACAGCAAGCAUUAUGUGCACCAAGCCGUAAUUCAAUAUUGACUGGAAGAAGACCCGACGCCUUGCGUUUAUACGAUUUUUAUAGCUAUUGGCGGUCAUCAGCUGGGAAUUUUACAACAAUUCCACAACUUUACAAAGAUAAUGGCUACGAAACGUACUCCGUUGGUAAAGUUUUUCAUCCAGGCAUUAGCUCUAACUACACAGAUGAUUUUCCUCUCAGUUGGACCUAUUUACCAUAUCAUCCACCCACAGAGAAAUAUAAAGAAGACGCUGUGUGUAAAGAUGAGACUUCUGGUAAAUACCAGAGAAAUCUAGUAUGUCCUGUAAGAGUUAAAGACCAACCUGGAAGAUCUUUACCAGAUUUGCAAUCCUUGGAAUAUGCUAGAAAUAUUUUAUCCAAAAGGCGUAGCAAACCUUUCUUUUUAGCAAUUGGGUUCCAUAAACCACACGUGCCACUCAAAUAUCCUAGAAAAUACUUACGGAGAGUUCCGCUCAAAAAAGUCCAUCUACCGAAAUAUCCGCAGAUGCCUGCUAAUAUGCCUCCAGUGGCGUGGCACCCCUGGACUGACGUGCGACGAAGGACCGACAUUCGCAGCCUCAACAUCUCUUUCCCGUACGGAACCAUGCCGCCUAAAUGGACCUUGAAAAUUAGGCAAAGCUACUACGCUGCCGCGACAUACAUAGACGACUUAAUAGGCAUACUAAUGAGCUAUGUGAAUAAAACAGACACUAUCGUUGUAUUGACUAGCGACCAUGGUUGGUCUUUAGGUGAAAAUGGUCUAUGGGCUAAAUACAGCAACUUUGAUGCUGCACUCAAAGUUCCUCUGAUAUUUAACAUCCCGGGAAAAGUACCCAAAUCCAUAGAAACUCCAGUAGAACUAGUUGACAUUUUCCCUACAUUGGUGCAGUUGAGUGGUAUAAAAGCUAACAUACCCAAAUGUCGACGUAUAGAUGAAUCAGUCCUUUGCUUUGAUGGCCAAAAUUUAGUUCCACUAAUGGAUGCUAAAUUCCCCAGUUAUUUAAAUUAUUUUGCAAUCAGUCAAUAUCCUAGACCAAGUGUAUACCCAAAGAAAACCUCAGACAAACCCCGUCUAAAGAAAAUAAAAAUAAUGGGUUACAGUAUAAGAACAAAAAGGUACAGAUACACAGAAUGGAUAUCUUUUAAUAGUACAUUAUUUACAAGGAACUGGAAUAUAACAUAUGGAAUAGAAUUGUAUGAUCAUAUGAAUGAUCCAGAAGAACAUAAUAAUGUGUAUUCUAUUUCUAAAUACAAAGCAAUAGCUUCAUUUCUAUCAAAAAAGUUAAGAGCACAAGUUUCAGUUUAAGAAUUAGUAGAAUUUAUUUAAAUUAUUUACAAUUAUGUCUAUUACAUUUAUGUCAGCUGCAUGUCAAGUGACCUUGUGCUAAGCAAUUAAUUUGGGUAGGUUUAUGUGGUAUCGACUGUACUAUAAAUAAAGGCACAGUUACAAAAUUGUUAGGUAAUUCUUUUGUCAUUCAGUUAAUCAGUCUAGUCUUAUAAAUACAAAUUAUUGCCACAACUAUCAUACUAUACUACGUUUUUCUUCUUGUGGUUUUCUAGCUUGGACCUCCAUUUCUUGCUGUUUGAACCUAGCAUAUAGUGCACUGCUGCCUAAUAUUAUUAUGUUGGAAGUCCACCAUAAAUAAUUCUUGGUUUCAUUGUACCAUUGUGUAGCCAUCACAGUUUGAGCGCAUGCUUUGGCUGUGCCUGAUAUAUUGUGGGUCAGUGGAGAUGUAACCUGGAAAUUACAAAUAAUAUUUAAUAACAUAUUCAAAAACCAGAUUAUGUGCUCUCUAUUACUUUACUGAUACUCAUGGGAUAAGUAGUUUUUAUUCUGUGUUUUCGUAUUUUGUUUUAUAGCAGCUAGUAUCUAACAAGAGUUUGUCUUCAGACAAAUUCUUGCUUAAUUAGCUAUUAGCGAUUUUAUCCAAUUAAUAAUUAUAAUUUUAUUCUCCAACUGUGUUCGAUGCACCAGCGAGUCAGCAUUCGAUCGCCGAAAGAGCAAUAAAUUUUUAGCUGUGUAA